Messenger RNA from Guillardia theta CCMP2712, 1416 nucleotides. RefSeq lists its product as hypothetical. Lineage: Eukaryota; Cryptophyceae; Pyrenomonadales; Geminigeraceae. The transcript is spliced from 17 exons. Gene Ontology annotation, molecular function: protein binding. The record is from RefSeq and is a predicted model, not a curated record. The coding region runs from base 1 to 1416 and encodes 471 amino acids.
AUGCCGCCAGCACUGAUGGAACAAGGUGAAAAUGAAGUUCAGCAGGAUCAAGUGAUGGGAGUGGACGCUCUUGUUGCAGAGGAUCAAAAGAUUCAGGAUAUCGCUACAGCAAAAGGAAAUCGUUAUAACUGCUUGUCCUCUAGGAUCACGGUGAUUCAAGAGCUUCUGAACGAAGAGAGCUGGGGUGGGGGGGAUCAGAAGCUGAGAGGAGCCUCGACAGGGUACCAGGAAGUAUACAACGAGGAUUCAAGUCUUCAUAUAGUCAAAUUUCUGCUUCCAAGCAGCCAAGCUCCCCACCCAAGGGGAAGAUCAAGUUUGGAAUCAGCAGGAAAUCUCAGAGUUCUUCUUCACCUCAGCCUUUGCAUUGUGAAUCUUAGCCUUAAUGACAGCGAGAACGCUCAGAGGGAGAAGAAACUCCCGAACGAGAUCACGUGCUGCUGUAUCAAUAACGUGACAUCUACCUUGGAAUAUCUAGAGAUCCUUGUAGGAUGCGAGACAGGUGAAAUCCUACUGGUGGACGGGAUAAACCUGUCUAUUAUCUCCAAGUACAACACAGGAGGGAAUCUAAACAAUUCACGAGUGAUGGACGUGAAAUGGGUACCGGAUAAGAGCAUGGCAGCAGCCAACGCCUCCACUCCCACCUCCGACUCCUCCAGUUCCAACCUUGAUUCCUCCACCUUCAGCGUUUCCAAGCCCAAGACGAAUAAGAACCCGAUCAGUAGAUGGCACGUAGCCAAGGGUCCUGUAAAUUACAUCUCCUUCUCUGCAGAGAACACAAUGUGCCUUUGCUGCCAUGACGGAAACGCUCGAAUUUUUCAUUAUCCGACAGAGAAGUUGAUCUUUUCCUUGCGGAGUCAGUAUGGAGCGAUCCUGUGCUGCGCUUGGUCGCCCGACGGGAGCUUCUUGAUAACCGGAGGGGAGGAUGACGUUGUUGUCGUCUGGUCUCUUGUGGAGAAGUGUGCAGUAGCGAGAUGCCUCGGACACAACAGCUGGAUCAGCUCCGUUCAGUUUGACCCGGCCUUCUGCUCCAGCUCCUCGAACAGGGAAGGAGGUCCAGCGAGCAAUUAUCGCUUCCUCUCCAUUGCUCAGGAUGGCAGAUUGUGCUUUUGGGACCUCAACGAAGGCAAUCUCAUCAUUUCCAGGAAGCGGCAAGGCGCGCCAAGAAAGAGCACAUCAUUCAUGAUAGAGAAGAUGGCAGCAAGAGCUGUGUCAAACACAGCCGAGACUUUCCUGACAUUCUUGACAGAGGAAGUGGCUUCAAUGGAGCCAAUUAGCAAUACGCUCAUCGCUGCGGAGCCGUUAGCCUCCAUGCAUGUCACACAGGAAGGAAUCAUCACCGUGUCAUACAGCGGUGAGCUCAAGUUGUGGAACCGUCCUUCUACAGGCCCUCCGUCCAACGUGUCGGAGGACGAUUGA